AUGGGCGAUUACCAGGUGACCAGUGUACAACAAGACGCUUUAGGGGCCGUACAGCUGGAGCUCGGGGCAAACCCAAAUGCACUUGCACUUCGGCGCCCCUUUGAUCCACUCGCCCACGAUUUAGAAGCUAGCUUUCGAUUAACCCGUUUUGCCGAUCUUAAAGGACGAGGUUGUAAGGUACCCCAAGAAGUUCUCAAUAAACUGGUAGAAGGGUUACAACAAGAUUACAAUACCGCUGCUGAACAUGAACAUUCACAUUUUAUGCACAUGGCAAUGCCUCGUAUUGGAAUUGGAUUAGAUUGCUCGGUGACUCCUUUAAGAAAUGGUGGUUAUUGUCUGGUACAAACUACCGAUUUCUUUUACCCUUUGGUUGACGACCCUUAUAUGAUGGGUAAAAUAGCGUGUGCUAACGUUUUGAGUGAUUUGUAUGCAAUGGGAGUAACGGAAUGUGACAAUAUGUUGAUGUUAUUGGGGGUUAGUACUAAAAUGACUGAGAAAGAACGUGAUGUUGUCAUCCCAUUGAUUAUGAGGGGUUUCAAGGAUUCCGCUUUGGAAGCUGGAACUUCUGUAACGGGAGGCCAAACUGUUGUUAAUCCGUGGUGUACCAUUGGAGGUGUUGCUUCUACUGUUUGUCAACCAAAUGAGUAUAUUGUGCCUGAUAAUGCUGUUGUUGGCGAUGUUUUGGUUUUAACAAAACCAUUAGGAACACAGGUUGCUGUUAAUGCACAUCAAUGGUUAGAUCAACCUGAACGUUGGAAUCGUAUAAAAUUAGUUGUAAGUGAAGAAGAUGUUCGUAAAGCGUAUCAUCGAGCAAUGGAUUCAAUGGCUCGUUUAAAUCGUAUAGCGAGUCGAUUGAUGCAUAAAUACAACGCUCACGGUGCAACGGACGUGACUGGUUUUGGGUUAUUGGGUCAUGCCCAAACAUUGGCUUCACAUCAAAAGAAUGACGUUUCAUUUGUUAUCCAUAAUUUACCGGUUAUUGCAAAAAUGGCCGCUGUAGCAAAAGCAUGCGGUAACAUGUUCCAGUUGUUACAAGGUCAUUCCGCAGAAACUUCGGGUGGAUUGUUGAUUUGUUUGCCCAGAGAACAGGCAGCAGCUUAUUGUAAGGAUAUUGAGAAACAAGAAGGUUAUCAAGCGUGGAUUAUCGGGAUUGUUGAAAAAGGAAAUAGGACGGCUCGUAUUAUUGAUAAGCCGCGAGUGAUUGAGGUGCCAGCCAAGGAGUAAACUUUUUUUUUUAAUAAUAAUAUUUACAAUUAUAAACAAUGCGUUAAAAAAAUUAUUAAAAAAUGAGCUUUUUUCGAAGCUUUCUAAUUAUUAAUUUUUAUGAUUAGAUAAUUAUUGUAGCAGAUUCCUUGCUAUUUCACUCUUAAAAAUAAUAUAAAGGGACAAAACAGAAUAUAGAAAAACAAUUUUAAAAAAUACAAAACGAGUUUUGUCGCCUACUUUUCUAUGUUUCCUGGUAGAUAUCUUAGUAGUUAAACAGUUCAUAUCCUGUGAGGUUUUUCUCGGAUAUACUUUUUGGUUUCUUUAAACUUAAAUAUUUUUUUUAUUAAUUUAAGAAGUAGCCAUAAGAGAGAUUUGUAUUCGUAAGUUUUGUAAGAUACUUUUCGGAAAUAUAGAGUUUGAAUCUGA
Molecule: messenger RNA, 1632 nt
Organism: Onthophagus taurus
Lineage: Eukaryota; Metazoa; Arthropoda; Insecta; Coleoptera; Scarabaeidae
Gene: Sps1
Product: inactive selenide, water dikinase
Biological process (GO): L-selenocysteine biosynthetic process
Cellular component (GO): cytoplasm
Molecular function (GO): selenide, water dikinase activity; ATP binding
Source: RefSeq, a predicted model, not a curated record